CGAUAUCAUACGAUAUGGUACGCAAGUCGAAUGAUCCAUGCGUUUGAGACUCUGAGUCUAAGCCGCAUUUGUGUGCAGAAGCCGUUCGUCUUUUAUAAAUAAAGAAAGACAGAUAUGGCGGCAGAAAGGAAGGGCACCUUCAAGGUUGAGUACCUGCAGAAGAUUGAAAGAGAUGUACAAAAGCAGUGGGAGAAUGCUAAGGUGUACGAACAAGAUGCUCCAUUAUCUCAGAGACAAUCGUCAGAUGAAAAGUUCUUAGCCACUUUUCCAUUUCCAUACAUGAACGGACGUCUUCAUCUGGGACACACUUUCUCUCUGUCAAAAUGCGAGUUCGCAGUUCGCUACAAUCGCCUCUUAGGCAAAAAAGUUUUGUUUCCAUUUGGAUUCCAUUGCACGGGCAUGCCGAUAAAAGCUUGCGCUGACAAACUUAAGAGAGAAAUGGAAACGUAUGGAAACCCACCAAAGUUUCCGCUCGACGAAGAAGUCGUUGCAGAAAAGAUCGAUGAUAUUGUCAUGAAGGAUAAAAGUAAAGGAAAAAAGAGCAAAGCUGUAGCUAAAGCUGGUGGUGCUAAAUAUCAAUGGCAGAUUAUGCAGAGUCUUGGACUGAAUGAUGAGGAAAUCCAAAAAUUCUCCGAUGCCAAUUAUUGGUUGGAUUACUUCCCACCGCUGGCUGUGCAAGACUUGAAAUCGAUCGGAAUACACGUGGACUGGCGACGCAUGUUCAUAACAACCGAUGCAAAUCCAUUCUUCGAUUCUUUCGUUAGAUGGCAGUUCCAACAUCUAAAAGAGAGAAACAAAGUCAAGUAUGGAAAACGGUAUACAGUAUUUUCACCCAAGGACAAUCAGCCAUGUAUGGACCAUGACAGAUCCUCUGGAGAAGGUGUCGGACCACAGGAGUACACUCUAAUCAAAAUGAAACUACUCGAACCUUAUCCUGCCGCACUUAAAGUUGUUCAGGGUAAGCCUGUCUUUCUUGUUGCCGCAACGCUGAGACCCGAGACUAUGUACGGUCAAACAAAUUGCUGGAUUCGUCCGGACAUGCGAUAUAUUGCUUACAGCUUAGCAAAUGGGGAUAUUUACGUCUCUACGGAGAGAGCUGCACGCAAUCUGUCUUAUCAAGGCUUUACAAAAACCGAGGGUAAAAUAGACAUUGUUGCCCAAUUGAGUGGACAGGAUAUUCUUGGUCUUCCACUCCAUGCACCUUUAUCCAGCAACAAAGUGAUAUACACUCUACCCAUGCUUACCAUAAAAGAGGACAAAGGUACAGGUAUCGUGACAUCAGUUCCCAGUGACUCUCCAGAUGAUUACGCGGCACUUGUGGAUCUGAAAAAGAAACAACCAUUUAGAGAAAAGUAUGGCAUCGCAGACAAGAUGGUGCUACCUUACGAUCCUAUACCGAUAAUUCAAGUCCCGGAAUUCGGAAGUCUUUCGGCUGUAACGGUUUACGACCAAUUGAAAAUUCAGUCUCAAAAUGAUAAAGAGAAGCUUCUGACUGCCAAGGAAAUGGUAUAUCUCAAAGGUUUUUACGACGGUGUGCUUUUGGUAGGUGAAUACAAAGGGAAAAAAAUUCAAGACGUCAAAAAGGAAUUACAGAAGAAACUCGUUGAUGCCAAAGAUGCAAUAGUAUACUAUGAACCUGAAAAAACAAUAAUAUCAAGAUCAAACGACGAAUGUGUUGUCGCUUUGUGUAACCAAUGGUACCUAGAUUAUGGCGAGGUAAACUGGAAAAAGCAGGCUGAACAAGCUUUAGAAAACUUGGAAACUUUCCAUGACGAAGUUAGGAAGAAUUUCAUUGCAUGUCUGAAUUGGCUGCAUGAAUAUGCCUGCUCUCGAACUUAUGGUUUAGGUACUAAACUGCCUUGGGAUGAAUACUGGCUCAUUGAGUCUCUGUCAGACUCAACUAUCUACAUGGCGUACUAUACAAUAGCACAUUUAAUACAAGGCGGAACAUUCAAAGGGGAUAAACCCAACGCUCUUGGUAUAAAGGCUGAAGAAAUGACCCCGGAAGUCUGGGACUACAUAUUUUUCAAAGAUGCUAAGCCACCGUGUGGAUCUAUAAAGAAAGAAGCGUUAGAUAAAAUGCGACGCGAGUUCCAGUAUUGGUAUCCUGUCGACCUGCGUGUUUCUGGAAAAGAUUUGGUUCAAAACCAUCUUACCUUCUUCAUUUACAACCAUACCGCUAUUUGGCCGGAUCAACCCGAAUUAUGGCCCAAAGGCAUAAGGGCAAAUGGACAUCUGCUUCUUAAUUCAGCUAAGAUGUCUAAAUCGGAUGGAAAUUUCCUUACGUUGACUGAUGCAGUGCGUAAGUUCUCUGCAGAUGGUAUGCGGCUAUGUCUGGCCGACUCUGGUGACUCUGUGGAAGAUGCGAACUUUGUCGAAAGCACAGCUGAUGCAGGAAUUCUCAGGCUUUAUACGUACAUUGAGUGGGUCAAAGAAGUAAUGGCCUCGAAGAAUACGUUCAGAAAAGGGGAACCUAAUACUUUCAAUGAUCGAGUAUUCCAAAGUGAAAUGAAUCUGAAGAUACUUGAGACCAAGGAAAACUAUCAUAAGAUGCUGUACAAAGAAGCACUUCGAACUGGAUUCUAUGAAUUUCAGGCAGCGAGAGAUAAAUAUCUGCAACUUACUUUGUCGGAUGGAAUUAAUUUGACGCUCAUAAUGAAGUUCAUUGAAAUCCAAACCAUUCUAAUGGCUCCUAUUUGUCCACACGUUUCCGAGCAUGUGUGGACCUUGAUUGAAAAGAAAGACAGUAUUUUGAACGCUCGUUGGCCUAUGGCUGGUCCGAUUGAUGAAAUCUUGGUGAAAUCUUCGCAGUACCUAAUGGAAGCUGCGCAUACUUUCAGAAUCCUUCUGAAAAAUCAACUUACCGUAAAAAAACCUGCCAAAGGGAAGGCAGCUACUUCUCCCGAAAUUCCUACAUUCGGUACGAUUUGGGUGGCAAAAACUUUUCCCCCAUGGCAGAGCACUGUUCUCACGAGUAUGAAACAAUUGUUCGAGCAAAACGGAGGGAAAUUACCGGAAAACAAAGUCAUAUCUACGGAACUUGGUACCAAACCAGAGCUCAAGAAAUACAUGAAGAGAGUAAUGCCUUUUGUGCAAGCAACGAGAGAAAAAAUGGAUACACUCGGUGUAUCAGCUUUGAAUCUGACACUUGACUUCGAUGAAGUUGAUGUGUUGAAGAUAAAUCAAGAUUAUCUUCGCAGCACUCUGGACCUGGAAAAAAUUGAAAUUAAAUACUCCGAUGAGGCUCCCGAAAAAACGAAAGAAGAAUGCUGUCCUGGUGCACCGUAUAUAAGUUACUCUACAAGACCAGGCCUUCCUGUUACCCUUGUGAAUCCACAAAAAUGUAAUAGCCUUUUCACCAAGGUAAUAAAACUCUCCGACGGAGACAGUGCAAUUGAUGUCUCAGCGCGAAUAGCCAAGGAUAAUAAAUUGAUAAAAGAUGCUAGUUCAGUUCGCUUAUACCGUUACGAAGAUUCGGUACUGGGGCCUAGAACUAUAUCAAAAGUCGACGAUAUACUGAGUGGCAAAAUCCUUAUUCCUCCAACCACGAUUUUUAGUGUGAAUUUAGAUACUAAUACAGUAGAACUUGACGUUGGAGGAAAAAAAUAUCCUACUGGACUAGAUUUCUUAUACAUUGUAGAAUAGCAAUAGCGUUGUAAAAAUGACUUAUAAUUUAUUUACGUACUUCGCAAUUUGUAUUUCUAAUGAGGCCAAUAAAAGAAA
Messenger RNA from Diprion similis, 3723 nucleotides. It is a transcript of the gene LeuRS, whose product is annotated as leucine--tRNA ligase, cytoplasmic. The coding region runs from base 115 to 3645 and encodes 1176 amino acids. The record is from RefSeq and is a predicted model, not a curated record. Gene Ontology annotation, biological process: leucyl-tRNA aminoacylation. Lineage: Eukaryota; Metazoa; Arthropoda; Insecta; Hymenoptera; Diprionidae. The transcript is spliced from 16 exons. Gene Ontology annotation, molecular function: leucine-tRNA ligase activity; ATP binding; aminoacyl-tRNA deacylase activity.